Corylus avellana is the source of this 2150-nucleotide messenger RNA. Lineage: Eukaryota; Viridiplantae; Streptophyta; Magnoliopsida; Fagales; Betulaceae. The record is from RefSeq and is a predicted model, not a curated record.
UGUCAGGCACUAAACUAACAAGCCUCUCAACCCAUGACAUCAAAUUGGCCAAAAGUUGGUUCAUCUCUUAUUCAUUCUUCGAUCAAACGGUUCACAUCAACUGCUAGUCCUUCAAUAUCAAUUCCAGCCAUUCACUGUAAAAUCAGAGACUUGGUUUCCGAAGGACAAUAUCACCGGACACUAGAGAUAUACAAAGAAGAGGUCCAUCUCUCAGGUCUCCAUGCAACCCCCUCCUUUCUUCCGUCGGUCAUCAAGGCAUGCUCUCAUGCUCAGUCCCUAGAUUUUGGCCUUCAGCUUCACUGCAUAAUCCUCAAGACUGGCUCUGAUUCGGAGGCAGUUAUAUCCAAUUCUCUCAUUUCUAUGUAUGCUAAAUUUUCGAUUGUAGAAGCAGCACGUCAAGUGUUCGAUACAGUGCCUAAUAGAGACACAAUCACAUGGAAUUCCCUCAUAAAUUGCUAUUUACAAAAUGGGUGUUGCUUCCAAGCUUUAGAAACGUUUAAGAAAAUGUAUUUAUGUGGUUUUGUACUGAACCUGGAGUUGAUUGCCAGCAUAAUAUCAACUUGUGCGCGGACAGGAGAGUUCAGUCUAGGGAGACAGAUUCAUGCCCUUGUUAUUGUUCAUGGAAUGAUCAAGGAGUCAGUGUUUUUAUCAACUGCUCUGCUUGAUUUGUACAUGAAGUGUCACCGCUCAUUCCUGGCUUUACGUGUUUUCGAAGCAAUGGAGGUGAAAAAUGCGAUUUCAUGGACCGCCAUGAUAUUUGGCUGCACUGCUAAUCAAGAUUACGAUAUGGCAAUCGAUUGCUUUCGAACAUUGCAGGUUGAGGGGAUCAAACCCAAUCGAGUAACGUUACUCGCGGUCUUACCAGCUUUUGCAGAGUUAGGCUAUCUUGAGCGUGGGAAAGAGGUUCAUGGGUAUGCUUUUCGUCGUGGGUUUGUCUCAGAUCAUCAUUUUUCAGCAGCUAUGAUACACAUGUAUUGCAAAUGCCGAGAAACUCUGCGUUCUGCGGAGUUAAUCUUUGAGAAGUCUAUUUUUAGAGAUGUUGUGAUGUGGAGUUCAAUUAUUGGGGGCUAUGCUCGAAGUGGGAAUAGUGCCAAAGCGAUGAAGCUUUAUAGCCAAAUGCAAACUGAGGGAAUUGAGCCAAACUCUGUAACUCUGUUGGCCAUACUUUCUGCCUACACUACUUUAUCUUCACUAAACCAUGGCUGCGGAGUCCAUGGAUAUAUUUUGAAACGUGGCUUGAAUUUUGAAGUUUUCAUUGGCAAUGCACUAAUAAAUAUGUAUGCAAAGUGUGGCUGUCUCAUGGCUUCACAUCAAAUAUUCGAAGAAAUGCCCAUCAGAGACUACACUUCAUGGAGCACAUUAAUCAGUGGUUAUGGUAUUCAUGGUUAUGGUAAAAAAGCUUUGCAACUCUUUCAUGAGAUGCAAGACACAGGAGUGGAGCCAGAUUCGAUCACUUUCCUUGCUGUUUUAUCGGCUUGCAAUCAUAGCGGCCUAGUCGAAGAGGGACGAGAGAUCUUUGAUCAUGUAAUGAAAGAUGAUAAAACACCCUUAACUAUAGAGCAUUGUGCGUGCCUUGUCGAUCUCCUGGGAAGAUCAGGGAAGGUCGAGGAUGCUUGUGAGGUUGUAAGAAGUAUGCCCAUGAAACCAAGUACAAAAAUUUGGAGCUCUUUGGUAUCUGCUUGUAAGGUUCAUGGAAGAUUGGAGAUGGCAGAAAGGUUAGCCCAUUGGCUUAUCAAAUCAGAACCUGAUAACACUGCCAAUCAUACUAUGUUGAGCAUGGUUUAUGCUGAGGCUGGUAAUUGGGUUGGGGUGGAAGAGGUGAGGAGACUCACAAGGGUACAUGGCUUGAAGAAAUGUUAUGGAUUCAGCCGAAUUGAGCUGGAGAACAAGAGCUUGUACUAAGAGCGUCUAUAAAAUAAAUGCACGAUUGUAUUGUAAAUUAUGGAUUUGAGUUGAAUGAGACUAAUUUGGUUAAACUGUUAGUUAGGUAAAAAGAAAGAAAAAAAGAAAAAGAAAAAGUGAAGUAACAUCAAAUGGACUUGCGGGAAAAACCGUAAUUAGGAAAAUACUGUCGUUCGAUGGAAAAGAAAACAUCACAUCUGUAAUGGGUUUUUCUUAUAAUUGGAGUUUAAGGUAAUGAAUUAGAGAAU